Messenger RNA from Antechinus flavipes (yellow-footed antechinus), 1901 nucleotides. Its product is annotated as glyoxylate/hydroxypyruvate reductase B-like. NCBI's taxonomy places the organism in Eukaryota, Metazoa, Chordata, Mammalia, Dasyuromorphia, Dasyuridae. Gene Ontology annotation, molecular function: NAD binding; glyoxylate reductase (NADPH) activity; hydroxypyruvate reductase [NAD(P)H] activity. The record is from RefSeq and is a predicted model, not a curated record. Gene Ontology annotation, cellular component: cytosol. The transcript is spliced from 6 exons. Bases 362 to 1348 code for a protein of 328 amino acids.
UCGUGCGCGCUACUUCCAAGAGAACAAUUUGUUCCAAAGACAAGUAAGGUACAGAGCUGAGGGUACUUAGAACUUGACUUUCGCCGAUCCCCUUGAAUUUUGUUUUGCCCCUGAACUCCGGUGAGUUUUAAAAAGAGAGAUUGAGGCUGUAGAUUUCUGCAACUGUGCUCAUUUAAAUCCAAUUCACUCUCAAGUGAAGCAGUCCUACAUUGCUAGGAGACGGGGAAAGAAAAUACAUCCAUCUGAUAUCUGCAACACCGCAGCAGUUUGUAAUCUGCAAGCGCCGUCUCCGUCGCAUAUGGGCUCCUAUAAGCACAACCCAGCAAUUGUCGGAUGCUGAGCCACCAACAGAACUAAAAUCAUGCAAGAUCAAAAGCUACCUUGUGUUUUGAUAAAUAGUUUUGAAGAACCAUAUUGUGUGAAUGAAGAUCAUGUAGCAGAUCUCAAGAAACAAUUUAAUCUUGUCACCAUGCAAGAAUUUCUUGAAAACAAAACACAUUUCAGUCAAAAAAUACAAGCUAUAUACAUAUGGGGAGGGAAACCAGUUAUUGACAAGGAGCUACUGCAGAGCCUACCUACCUUGAAGAUUAUUGUGAACCCAGGAGCAGGCCUGGAUCAUCUGGACCUGAACUUGAUUGCCAGCUUUGGUGUGAAACUGGCCAACACUCCACAUGCUGUUACUAACAGCACUGCAGAUAUAGGGAUGGCUUUACUUUUGGCAUCAGCCCGGAGAAUAUUAGAAGGGAACAAGGUAGCUACUUCACCAGACACCAAGUCCUUUUCUGUUAAUUGGAUGGGACAAGAAGUGACUGGCUCUACUCUGGGAAUCGUAGGUAUGGGCAACAUUGGCUAUAAGGUUGCUCAGCGAGCCAAAGCAUUUGAAAUGAAGAUUCUAUAUCACAAUAGGAACCGCAGGAAGGUGGAAGAGGAACAGGCAGUUGGAGCCCAUUACUGUGCAAAGUUGGAUGAGCUGCUGCAGCAAUCAGACUUUGUAAUGCUGGUUGUCUCUCUGACACACCAGACUUAUAAGUUGAUUGGAAAGAGGGAACUAGGACUAAUGAAACCCACUGCUAUUCUUAUAAACAUUGGCAGAGGUCAAUUAGUUGAUCAAGAUGCCCUAGUUGAAGCUCUUCAAACUGGGAUUAUCAAAGCAGCAGGACUGGAUGUGACUUAUCCUGAACCCCUGCCAAGAUCUCAUCCUUUGUUAAAGUUAAAGAAUGUUAUCAUAACACCUCAUAUUGGAAGUGCAACUCAUCAAACUCGACGUCUCAUGAUGGAAAAUAUGGUUGAAAGCCUUCUGGCUGCUUUCAGUGGUCUUUCUAUUCCUAAUGAAGUACAUCUUAAAUGAUUUGGGUGAAGAGAUCAUAAUGAUGAAAACUUGACAGAUUAAAUGACAAAAGCUUAUUUUUACUUUGCAUCCUUUAUAUAUCCUAGUACUUUGUGAAAUUAAAACUCAUAGAUUUUCAUUUUAUUAUGUUUGAAGAGCUAACAGAGAAUAUGUAUUCCCCAAAAUCCUUCAGAAUCUAACACUGUGCUGAAUAUAAGUAAUAUAUCUUUGAUAAUUGUCUGUUAUUCUAUCUUCAUGGAAUCUGCAGUUUUCAAAACUUACCUACCAAAAAAAGCAAACAUGGUAGAUAAGGCAGGAAAGAAAUACACUGAAGUGGAUAAAGAAAGGAAUGAUGAAACCAAAAAGUAGAAAGAAAUGCAAAAACAUUUGGUAAGCAUUGACAGUUCAGGCCUAUCGCUAACCAAAAUUGCAGAGUAGGCCGGGUUAUUUUUCCAUUCCUAUUUUUGCCUUAUAGGCAUCCUCUUUAAUCAAUGUUCUUUGACUAUUCUGGAGGGGACCCAAUAACUGUAUAAUGAAAAUAAUUAUAAUAAAUAAUUAUAUUAAUUUGGCGUAA